AUGGCAAAACCAAGCGUGGCUCCCGAAGCGCCAGACGAGGUCCCUGAAGACGAUCUUAGUGCCCUGCGCAGCCGCGCAACGCGACCGUACGAGGCCGCCGUCGCCUCGAUCGUCGCCACUCGUCAUGAUCACCUCGCCGACCUGUGCAUCGCCAUGCGCGACAAGGACCACCCUGUCGAGUUCGAGGCGGGCCUGAGAGGGAGGAAGAGGAGGAAGGUCGCCCAGGCGGCUGGAGAGCCCGAGCCGGCGCUUCAAGGACUCGACGAGUUCCGUGCACGCUUCAAGGACCCCGUCAGCCUCGAGCAGCUCGACCUCGCCCUGCCGCCCAUGUCGCCCAGCCCGCCUCCCUCUUCAUCCGCGCCUGUACCGCCAUCGAGCUCGACCAUCGCCGCGCAGUCGCCAGCAAAAGCCGCUCGAGCCGACUCGGUCGUCAACGACUCGGAGGAGGACGCAGAGGGCGAGGAGGAGGACGAGGAAAUGGCCGUCGCCGAGUCGCUCGCGCCGCCCGGCGUCUCGGUCACGUCGACGAUGGGCACCGGCGCGCCGUCAAACGGCGGGCGACCGGCCGACCCGUCAGCGGCGGCGGCCGCAUCCGCCUCGACCUCGCGUCCUCAAAUAUCCUUGACGGCCCCGUCCACCACGUCCUCGACGACAGCUUCCCCUGCUCCCACCCUCCCUUCCGACCGCCCUCCUCAGCCGUCGACCAUCGCCCCCUCUCUCCUCACCGCGGCGUCGACGCCUCCCACCGGCACGAGCCCGCAACCGCCUGCGCCCGUCGCGCCGUGCGCGGCCGUCCCGCCGUACCAGUCGCUGUUCGGCAUUCACGAGGUGUCGUCCGACUACACGUCGGUCCUGCCGCCCGUCCCGCACGACAUCCUCCGCAACCGGCUCAACACGUCCCUCCUCCUUCGGUCCAACACGAAGAAGGCGGUCAAGUCGCUCGCGCCAGCCUCGUCGGCGGCGUACGUCCAGCCCGACCUCCACAAGCUCCACGUUCGGGCGCAGCACAUGGGAGCCAAGCACUUCCUCGGGCUGGGCAAGCGCGUCGUCAACUCGCUCCAGACGCGCGAGUGGGACGUCGGCAUCGACGAGGCGCGCUCGGUUCGCGCGUUCGAGCGCAUCGAGCAGCUCAAGAACGACAAGCAGUGGAGCUUUCGUCAGCCCAAGAAGCAGCGCACCGGCGUCGUCCCCAAGGCGCACUGGGACCACGUCCUCGACGAGAUGCGCUGGAUGCAGAUCGACUUCCGCCAGGAGGCGAGGUGGAAGGUCGUCUCGGCGUACAAGCUCGCUCGCGCCUGUCGAGCGUACCACCGCGCCUCGCCUGACGACCGCUCCUCUCUGCGCGUGCGCACGAGGCCGGCCCGAGCGCUGAGCGACGAGGAGCUCGCGGCGCGGCUCGAGGGUCGUGACCUCGAGGAGGACAAGGUGGACGAGGUGGACGAGACGCAGGAGGCGAUGGACGUCGACGUGUCUGGGGCGGAUCGGCAUGACGCAGGGGCGGAGAAGGACAAGGGCAAGGGCAAGGAGGUGGUCGAGGAGGACGCGGCCGCCGCGAGCGGCCCGAGCGCCGACGCCGCCGGCGAGGUCGACGAGUCGACCCCGGCUCCGUCCACUGCCGCGCCGACGGCGGCCGCCUCGGCCAACACGACGCCUGCUCCAGGCGCCGUCCCUGUCGCGAGCGCGCCGCAAGGGCGGGGCAAGGCGGGCGGCAGCACGGGCAACGAGUCGACGCCGGUCCCGCCUGCGGGCUCGGUCUCGCGGCAGCAGGCGGCGCACCUCGAGGCGCAGCGCGCGCACGCCCAGGCGCAGCACGUCCAGAAGCUCAUCUUCUUCCGCAACCCGAUCUUCGACGCCGGGAUCGAGGAGACGGUCGUCGACCCGCUCGUCCUCGCCGCCCUGCGCGACGCCAUCACGCCGCCCGUCGGAUCGUCCUCCUCGUCGUCGUCGACCGCGACCGCCGCACCGGCGUCGACCACGCCCGACGGCAAGCCCCUUCCCGCCGACGACCCUUUCCUCUCGUACACCUUCGCCGCCCUGUUUCCCGACCUCCCCAUGUACUCCGACUUUGUCGUCGCCAACGACCCGGCGCUCGACCGUCGCGUCGAGGAGUCGUCGGCGUGGUCGGGCCGCCUGACGCACGUCACGCGCCUGCUCGAGAGCAAGCCGCUCCUCGUCAGCACGCUCGAGCCCGGCCGGACCCGCACGACUCGCGGCUGGCGCCCGUCGACCGCCGCCGACAUCGAGGACGUCAAGGACCCGCUCGACGGCCGCGAGUCGAUCCCGCCGACGGCGUCGGCCCUGUUCGCGAGCCGCAAGCCCAAGGACGCGACGGUCGGCGAGGUCCUGACGCGCCCGGCCGAGGUCGUCCCGCAGCCCGACGUGCGCGCGACGUCGGUCCUGUGGCUGCCCGAGGAGGACGCGACACUCCUCGCGCUGCAGAAGCAGUUCGGGUUCAACUGGACGCUCGUGGCGCAGGUGUUCAACCAGACGACGCACCGCCCGUCGUCGGACCACCGCCUCGCGUGGGACAUGUACGACCGGUGGGACCGCCUCGUCGGGCCGGGCAGCAAGAAGACGCUCCCCGACGGCACCGAGAUCGUCAAGCCGCCGCCCGAGUGGAUCCCGCCGCUCGACAAGCUCACGGGCCGCCCGGCGCCCAUCAUCGGCGACGGCAGCAAGAAGAAGGCGCGCCACGUCGCCAUCCUCGACGCGAUGAAGAAGGUCCAGAAGAAGCGCGAGACGUGGGCGCAGAAGCAGCCAGGUCCCGGGUUCCCUCGCCGCAUCAACAUGAGCAUGCACGACUCGCACAACCUGCCGCCACGCCCGUCGUGGGACCCGAUGCAGUGGAGCAUGUACAAGGCCGAGCAGGAGCAGCAGAAGGCGCGCCUGCGGCAGCAGCAGGCCCAGCAGCAGGCCCAGCAGCAGCAGCAGCAACAGCAGCAGCAGCAGCAGGCGCAACAGCAAGCUCAACAGCAGCAGGCUCUCGCUCAGCAGAGCGGUCAGCGCUACCCUCAGCCCGGCACCUUCCCGACCGGCCCUGGCCAGCAGCCCUCGCCUCGUCCUCCCUCGGCCCUCCCGCCGCAGAUGGGCCCGGGCGGCGCGCACGCCUCGCCCAACGGCCUCUCGGCCCAGCUCCCCGGCUCGCCGACCGGCGUCCACCCGCUCGGCGGCACGUCACCGCUGCCGCUCGGCGGCCCGAACGGCGCCGCAGGAGGAGGAGCGGGCCCGCCCGUGCCGCCGCAGCAGCUCACGCCCGAGCAGCUCCAGAUGCUGCAACAGCGCCAGCGCGAGCUCCUCCAGGCGCAGGCCCAGGCCGUCGCUGCGCAGCGUGCCGCUCAGGCUCAGGCGCAUGCGCAGGCUCAGGCGCACGCGCACGCCCAGGCCAACGGCGGCGAGUGAGCGCUCGCUCGUCGGCGGCCCGUCCUCCCUCCCUUCCUUCUCUCUCUUCCCUCCUCGUCCGUGCCUUAGUCGUCCGUCGCAGUGUGGCGCGUGUAGCGAAAUAAAGCGAUCCCUUAUCUCU
Molecule: messenger RNA, 3520 nt
Organism: Rhodotorula graminis WP1
Lineage: Eukaryota; Fungi; Basidiomycota; Microbotryomycetes; Sporidiobolales; Sporidiobolaceae
Exons: 7
Coding region: 1-3399 (1132 amino acids)
Source: RefSeq, a predicted model, not a curated record